This is a messenger RNA of Manihot esculenta (cassava), 2280 nucleotides long. Its product is annotated as protein CHUP1, chloroplastic. The record is from RefSeq and is a predicted model, not a curated record. Gene Ontology annotation, biological process: chloroplast organization. The transcript is spliced from 6 exons. NCBI's taxonomy places the organism in Eukaryota, Viridiplantae, Streptophyta, Magnoliopsida, Malpighiales, Euphorbiaceae. Bases 161 to 2071 code for a protein of 636 amino acids. Gene Ontology annotation, cellular component: chloroplast outer membrane.
CGUCCUGUCAAUUUUUUUUUCAAACCGAAUCAAAGAGAAGAAGACCGUUCAUCGAUAUCAGUGCCUAACCCUUUCAGCUUAGUUCAGUUUCCAUUAAUUUUUAACUCUCUUUACCUCUCUCUCUCUUCACAGACACCGCAGAGACGGCGACUUUUUGUAUAUGCUUGAGCUUGAACUCUACCGGAUCAAGAACCAGGAGACCGUCAAAAAAGGAACAAACAGGGAGGAGGAGGAGAACAAGAGAAGGCUUCUUAAGCUUGCGAUAAUGGUUGCUGGGAAGGUCAAGUUGGCAAUGGGUUUGCAGAAGUCUCCUGGGAAUCCCAAAACUCAAACGCCGCCUAAACCACCGCUUCCUUCCCCCAGCUCCGGGAAAGUUGCCCCUCAGAAGGUGUUCUCACGCUCUUUCGGUGUUUACUUCCCACGUUCCUCUUCCCAGGUCCAGCCCCGUCCUCCAGACGUUACCGAACUUUUACAGCUUGUGGAAGAGCUCCGUGACCGAGAAGCUAGACUGAAAACGGAGCUUCUGGAGUUCAAACUGAUGAGAGAAAGUGUAGCUAUAGUUCCUAUACUUGAGAAUGAGAUUUCAACAAAGAAUGCUGAGCUUGAAAAUGCAGUGAAAAAAAUUGAAUGCUUGGAAAGUGAUAAUGAGAAGCUUAGAACAGAGUUGAGUGAAGCGAAGGUUGUGUUUGAAGAAAGGAAACGAGAAAGCGAGAAUAAGGUUAAAGCCUUGGAGGCUGAGAUUGUGGAGCUCAAGAAGACAUUGUUGGAUAAAGAAAGUGAAGAGCUUUCUUCAUCGCAGAGAUUUCAUGGGUUAAUGGAUUUCUCGACAAAGUCUAAUCUGAUCAGGAAUUUGAAAAAAGGAGUGAAAUGUACGGACAUUGUAAGUCUAAAUCAUGAGACUCAAAUUCAAAAGUCUGAAACUUCAGAUUUCAAGAGAGAAGAAGCCGAAAUUGAAAGACCCAGGCACUCCAGGUGCAACUCUGAGGAACUCGUCGACUCCACUCUGUCUAACCUGAGAUCUCGCGUUCCUAGGGUUCCAAAACCCCCACCGAAAAGAUCCUCAUCAACCUCACCUAGCAUGUCCGAUCAAUCCGUUUCAGCACCACCUCCACCGCCACCUCCGCCACCUCCGCCUCCUCCCCAUCCUCCAGCGGCUGUCAAACCAGCUGCACCGCCUCCGCCUCCGCCACCACCAAAGGGUACUAGAAUGGGGCCUGCUAAGGUCAGGAGAGUGCCAGAGGUGGUGGAGUUUUAUCAUUCUCUAAUGCGGAGAGAUUCCCGGAAGGAAUCUGGUGCCGCAGCACAGGAUGUGUUACCUGCAACCGCCAAUGCUCGCGAUAUGAUAGGAGAAAUCGAGAACCGGUCGACGCAUUUGCUGGCGAUAAAAACAGAUGUGGAAACACAGGGAGAUUUUAUUAGGUUUCUGAUCAAAGAAGUGGAGAAUGCUGCAUUUACAGACAUUGAAGAUGUGGUGCCUUUUGUUAAAUGGCUAGACGAUGAGCUAUCUUAUCUGGUGGACGAGAGAGCUGUGCUUAAACACUUUGAUUGGCCAGAGCAGAAGGCAGAUGCAUUGCGUGAGGCUGCAUUUGGUUACUGUGAUCUCAAGAAGUUAGGAUCAGAGGCGUCAUCGUUUCGUGAUGACGCUUGUCAUCCAUGUGGUCCUGCUCUCAAGAAAAUGCAGGCUUUGCUUGAAAAAUUAGAGCACGGUGCUUACAAUCUAUCAAGAAUGCGAGAAUCUGCUACAAACAGAUACAAGGGGUUUCAAAUUCCAACGAAUUGGAUGCUUGAAACUGGAAUUGUAAGCCAGAUCAAGUUGGCUUCUGUAAAACUAGCAAUGAAGUAUAUGAAGAGAGUAUCUGCAGAGCUUGAAAGUGUUUGUGGGGGCCCAGAAGAAGAAGAGCUGAUAGUACAAGGUGUUAGAUUUGCCUUCCGUGUACAUCAGUUUGCUGGAGGGUUUGAUGUUGAAACAAUGAGGGCAUUCCAAGAACUAAGAGAUAAAGCCAGAUCAUGUCAUGUACAGUGCCAAAGCCAGCAACAGCAGAAAUUAGUAUGCAGGUCUACAUCUUUCUAAUAAACAAUCUGUAGCAAACUCGCUUCAGAAUUCAUGAAAGUUUUUUUGUACAUCAUGAUUGUUAAUACAGUAUAUGGCUAUCGCCAUCUUCGUAAUUGCUGCCAGCUUAUGAAGAUCUAUUCAUCUGUCUUUUUUUUUUUUUUUAACUCAUCGAUAUUGUACUCCGAUGACUAUAUAAUUCAAUUAAAGCUUUAUGCUUCUCAUUUGCA